GUGAGGCGGGGGAAGGCGGCACCCGCAGGAGACAGACGCCGGCCAUGCCCGGCCCGCAGCUGCCCGCACGGGUCUCCCGCCCGCCGCCCCCCGCGCGCGGCAGUCUGCAGCCGCAGUGAGCAGGAAGGAGCGGCGGAGGCCGAGGCCGCGCCGGAGGCAGACGAGGACGAGGAGGAGGAGGAGGAGGAGGAGGAGGAGGAGGAGGAGGAGGCGCCACCCCCCGGCGAGCUCCGCCCCGCGACGGCCGCCGCUGGAUCCCAUGGCUGAGUCCUCGCCCGCGCGGGCCCUGCGGGAAGGGCCGCGCUCGCGCUCGGGCUCCGAGUCGGAGGAGGCCGAGCUGUCGCUGCGCCUGGCCCGCACCAAGACCCGCUCGUACGGCAGCACGGCCAGCGUGCGGGCGCCGCUGGGCGCGGGCGUCAUCGAGCGCCAGGUGGAGCACCGCGUCCGCGCCGGCGACACGCUGCAGGGCAUCGCGCUCAAGUACGGAGUCACGAUGGAGCAGAUUAAAAGGGCAAAUAAACUGUUUACCAAUGACUGUAUAUUCCUGAAGAAAACUUUGAACAUACCAGUCAUAUCAGAGAAGCCUUUGUUUUUUAAUGGACUCAACUCAAUCGAUUCUCCAGAAAAUGAAACUGUUGAUAGUGUCUCGCAUGAAGAGGUGCCCGUGGUGGCCGAGGAUGAGGAUCUGUCUCCCCCUAGUCCCCCCGAAUCCAGUAUCCAGCCUGUGCAGCCGGAGGAAGUGUCAGCACAAGACUUCCUGCAGAGACUGGAUCUACAGAUCAAGUUAUCAACACAGGCAGCCAAGAAACUAAAAGAAGAGAGCAGAGAGGAAGAAAGUCCAUAUGCAGCUUCCCUAUAUCAUAAUUGAUGAUCAGGGGGUGCGAGCUAACCUGGAUUUAAAGGCUGUUGGAAGGAACAACUGAAGAUUCCAAGCAUCCCUUUUGGAUUGUCAUCGAGCCCAUUUUUAAAUGACAAUUAUGUUUGACCUAUAGCACUUGCACUGAUGCUGACGUGUGUUCAGUUCACUCUGGCUGUCUGUCCUUUUAGUCUAUUAUGGCAUGGCACUUUGGAGGUGGCAGUAGUUUUUAGACUAGCUUUUGUAAAUACUAGCUGACAUCAACAUCAGACUAUUUACAUAUUGAAGCUGAAAGUGAUGUUUAUCUCUUGAGAAAUGCUAAUUCUGUGAGAACACAGUUGCUGUUGAAGUGUAGACUUUGCUCUUGUUUUUAUCUACAUAAGUGCUAUAUAUAUAUAUUUCGAUAUGUAUUACCUAUUCUGUAUUAAUAUGAAGAACCAAAUUUUGUCUGCUAUUUUGUAAAAAUAAACUACAAAAGUCUGAACAAGAAAAUAAACUAUGUUUUCAUAUUAGA
This is a messenger RNA of Sorex fumeus (smoky shrew), 1370 nucleotides long. It is a transcript of the gene LYSMD2, whose product is annotated as LysM domain containing 2. Lineage: Eukaryota; Metazoa; Chordata; Mammalia; Eulipotyphla; Soricidae. The record is from RefSeq and is a predicted model, not a curated record. Bases 260 to 868 code for a protein of 202 amino acids. The transcript has 3 exons.